AUGGGUUCAUGGCCUCGCCUUGUUUUUGUGGGUGUUUUAUUGGCACAAUUUAGCUACGUCGCCUGCUACACAAAUUGUGGUGGUUCAUUGACCGACCAGGCUGGCACGAUUCUCUCCCCCAACUUCCCAGACUCCUACCCUAACGAUGCCAUCUGUAACUGGACAAUCACAGUGGCUGAAGGACAGGUUGUUGCAUUCAGAUUUACCCGUCUGGACUUGGAACGGUUGUAUGAGAACUGCAUAGACCACGUCCAGUUUUAUGACGGCCCAAGCCCACAGUCCUCUAGGAUUGAGGGACGAUUCUGUGGCUACCAGGGCGAAACUGUAUCAAAAACUGUCAUCAGGUCGACGAAAAACCAUAUGCACGUGAGAUUUCAGUCGGAUUCGACAGGUUCACGUCCAGGCUUUAGCGGCUCCUACUGGGCUCACGAGUGUGAAAGUUUCAAACACGGCCCUGAGACCUGCAACAUUACCUGUAUUUGUGACCGAGAAAACUCCCUCUACUGUGUCAACUACAACGGUACCUGUGUGUGUAAGGCCGGCUGGUCAUCUGCGGACUGUUCUGUGGACAUCAACGAAUGCGAUGACCCAAACCUGUGCUCGGACCUGUACUCUGUUUGUGUCAACACACCUGGCAGCUACAGGUGUGACUGUAAACCUGGGUUAAUCAAAAACAGUACAGGACAGUGCUGGGACCCGAAACAAUGCAUCGAAAAGAAAUGUUCCCAUGCUUGUGGCAUCACAUCAACCAGCCCCAGAACAGAAGUUUGUUAUUGUCCUAAAGGCAUGAAGCUUAAUCCUGCAGACAACCUGACGUGCGUUGAAUGCGACGACUGGACAUUUGGCGAAAACUGCUCCAACUCGUGUAAGUGUGAUAAGUCAAGGACAAAGUCAUGUGACAAGACCAAUGGCCUGUGUACAUGUUAUUCUAACUGGACGUCCACCUUGUGUGAUCGAGAUUUUGAUGAAUGCAGUCUAUUGAGGCCUCCGUGUUUAGAACCAGUAGAAAAUGCAAGGUGCGGCAACACAUAUGGAUCUUUCGAGUGUCGUUGUUUAGUAGGCUAUGACAUAGUGAAUCAGACAUACUGUGAUGCAUGUGGUAAAACCUUAUCACAGACAUCAGGCAGUAUUGAAAUCAACCGUUACAACCACCACUAUUCAUCCAGUAUUUUUCUGAUGUGUUCUUGGACUAUACAAGCACAGGAAGGAAAGGUUGUUUCUUUAAAGUAG
Physella acuta is the source of this 1230-nucleotide messenger RNA. Its product is annotated as tolloid-like protein 1. The record is from RefSeq and is a predicted model, not a curated record. Gene Ontology annotation, molecular function: calcium ion binding. Lineage: Eukaryota; Metazoa; Mollusca; Gastropoda; Physidae.